AUGACUGACUUUGAGACGAGUAAUUGUGACUGCAACGAUUUCGAUGAUAAAAUUAACUUACGAAUGGUACAUGAAAAUAAGCUAAUAGAGAUGGAAUUUAUAUUGGCAAUUGCCUACGAAAAGUUGGCCAUAUUCAACGAUAAAAUUAAGGACAAAAACGAGAUAAUUGAGGCCUUAAAAAUGUCUAACAACGUUUAUAAAUCAGAUUAUAAGGAUAGAUUGGAUGCUCAGGCAAGCAUAAUUAAAAAAAUAGAGGAGGAAUUGUCAACCUUAGGAAAAGAAAAGUUAAACUCUAGCCAAGAUCUUGAAACAAACAGCAAUAAAUCAAAGCUAAGAUCAACAAUUUUUUUUCUUAAAGAAAGCGAAAAGAAAAAAAAGUUACUUAUUUCUUCCCUCGAAGCUCAGAUUAAUGAGAAGACUAAAACAGAAAGAGACAACUCACAACUUAUUAAGUCCUUAAAGUCUCAGACAGGCGACAAUGAUGAAAAGCUAAAGGACAAACAAGAUCUUAAAGCAACACUCUAAGCUCGUUUGAAAGAAAGCGAUAGGAAAAAUAGAAACGAACAUAUAAUCCAAUCUCUAAGCGUUCAAAUUUGUGGGAUAAUUUCUGAAGAGAAAGAAUAUAAAUCUCUUAUAGCAUCCCUCAAAAAUCAGAUAGGCCAAAAAAGCGAAACACUGGAAAAAAAUAAAGGGGUAAUAUUUUCACUUAAGGCUCAAAUAAAGGAUAAAGAUAAAAUAAAUAGUGAAGACCUAAAAGUAAUAGCAAAUCAUAAGGCGGAGAUUAAAGAAAAAGAUCACCAAAUCUUUUAUUUGGAACUGGGUCUAAACCAGUUGCUACCUUAUGGUUAAACUGAACUGAAACCUAAUCAGGAAAGACUGAAAGAAACCCAUAAUAUUAUAUCAUCAGAGGGCCAAAACGAACAAUAAAUUUCCAACGCUUUGUGA
Molecule: messenger RNA, 945 nt
Organism: Drosophila sechellia
Lineage: Eukaryota; Metazoa; Arthropoda; Insecta; Diptera; Drosophilidae
Product: myosin heavy chain, clone 203
Source: RefSeq, a predicted model, not a curated record